Messenger RNA from Coniophora puteana RWD-64-598 SS2, 477 nucleotides. RefSeq lists its product as uncharacterized. The coding region runs from base 1 to 384 and encodes 127 amino acids. Gene Ontology annotation, biological process: mycotoxin biosynthetic process. The record is from RefSeq and is a predicted model, not a curated record. The transcript has 2 exons. Lineage: Eukaryota; Fungi; Basidiomycota; Agaricomycetes; Boletales; Coniophoraceae.
AUGACUGGCCCGCGUGCGCAGGCUGCCUAUGUUAGCUUGCGCGGCGCAAACUCGCAUGACGGUUAUGUUCGUCUAGGGCCAGGUUACCGCUGGUUUUCCAUUUCGAUGUUCCACCAGAUGCACUGUCUCAAUCAACUUCGCGUAAACCUUGUUGACCCAGAUGGAGAGUUAGCCUCGGAAUCGCAUGUUCAACACUGCUUGAACUACUUGAGACAAUUCUUUUUAUGCCACGCCGACGACACUCUAGAGCCAGGAGACUUUCUCCAAAGCGAGCAUAUCAGGGGUACUAUCAGUCAUACUAGACAAUGUCGGAACUGGAUGAAACUUGAAGACGCGGUUGAUGCCAACUGGAGGGAUUGGUUGGCAUAUAGCCAGACUCUGUGACAUCAGCUUCACAGUGCAAUAGAUGUUGAGCGGCGUUUCUGUACAUGAAUGCAUGACCGCUCAUAGAUGCGACAUUGUAAUAAAUAUCUAGUG